Rotaria sp. Silwood1 is the source of this 1215-nucleotide messenger RNA. NCBI's taxonomy places the organism in Eukaryota, Metazoa, Rotifera, Eurotatoria, Philodinida, Philodinidae. The record is from the annotation of a GenBank genome assembly.
AUGAGACGUAUACGACGUCAGGACGCAAUUCGAUAUUGCUUUUUAUGUCUCAUUUCAUGUUUUACCAUUGUGUGUAGUCUUGUUAUAACUAAAUUUUACUUGAACAAUGCACAAUCAUCGAUAUGUUUUCCUCAAAAUCCUAAUAAUGAACUAGUUGAUCGUCAAGAUGAAUGGCAAUAUCAAAAUAGCAUCACUGGUCAAUGGUAUCAUUGGAGAACAGUAUAUAAAAGACAAAAUAAUGAAACUGAAUGGCGUGUCAAUUGGUUAAAUAUUGUUCCAAAAUCAUACCUCGGUGUUAUUGCCUAUUUGGCUACAUACGGUGAACUUAAAUCACUUCAGAUGUCACUUGCUCAGUUAUCUCGUUUGUUAUUAAACAAUCCACGGCCUGUUGUCAUUUUUCAUGAAGGUGAUCUUAGUGCUAAUCACAUUCAACAACUUCUAGCUCAAACAUUAGGUAAUCAUACUCCAUUAGCUUUUGAAUGUAUCAAAUUUUCUAGCAGUCCAAUUCGAGCUGGACGUGUUCAUCGUCAAUGGUCACCUAAAUAUUUUCAUAUGUGUCGAUUUUUUACUCUAAUGCUGCCAAAUCAUCCUUUAUUAACGCUAUUUUCAUUUUAUUGGCGACUUGAUACACAUUCCUAUAUAUAUGGACAAAAACCUAUUGAAGAUCCAUUUGAUAUCAUGAAAAAACGAAACAUUCAAUAUGCUUUUACUAUGGCUAAUAUAGACGAUAAGAUACAUACUGUUGGUUUAUGGUCAACUUUUCAUGCAUUUCUCAAAGAUCAUUGUUUGAAACCUUCAAUAGCUUUUCGUGAAACACAAACUGGCUGGUUCAAUAGCUAUUCACUUGCGAUUAUCUAUACAAAUUUUGCUAUAGCUAAUGUUUCUCUUUUUCGAGAUCAUUCAUUGAUACGAGCUUGGCUUCAUAAAGUUGAUCAUAAUGGUGGUAUUUAUCGUUAUCGAUGGGGUGAUGCACCUAUUCAUACUUUAGUUCUUACUCAAUUAGUUUCACGAAAUCAAAUUGCACGUUUUAGAUAUUUUGGCUAUAUGCAUCGAAAUGAAUAUGUCUGCGCUAGUGGCACAAAAGUUCGUUUGUGUAAAGCACAAACGAAACCAUUAUUUAUAGAUCCUACAAUGAAGUAUUAUCAGCAGCCAGUUGGAUGUAAUCCAUCUUCUGAAAAUCCUUUGUGUCAUUAUUAUCCAGAAAUUAUACUGUGA